This is a messenger RNA of Physcomitrium patens, 2832 nucleotides long. RefSeq lists its product as uncharacterized. NCBI's taxonomy places the organism in Eukaryota, Viridiplantae, Streptophyta, Bryopsida, Funariales, Funariaceae. Gene Ontology annotation, molecular function: DNA-binding transcription factor activity; DNA binding. Gene Ontology annotation, biological process: regulation of DNA-templated transcription; ethylene-activated signaling pathway. The record is from RefSeq and is a predicted model, not a curated record.
AAAGCAGCUUCGAUGCGGUGCCUUUGAGGAUGCAGUACUGCAGUUUGCGGAUGAGGGAUUAGUUUUUUCAAGCGAAAGCUUCGUCGUGGGACAAAAAAAAAAGGCCACGUUGAUGAAGGAGAAAGCUGCCUCCAACUCUGAAUUUCGGUAGUCAUGGGCCCCAGUUAACGGUGUAGGAAAGUGCAACCUACGUAAGGCUUUCACCUGCAAAGCCUAGCGUGACGGCGACUCUGGGAAUGUUAUAUGGACCUUCGCCCACGAUCAAUUUACCAUCGUCUUCUCCUACUCGAGCGGAGUUAUAUUGCAGGACAGUUGACAUCCUGUACACCUUCUGAAGGCUUGCAGUUCGUAGUGGAAAGGCCGGAGGAGUUCUGCAAUCAAUAAGGGGAGAAAGUCUAUGCAGGCAGAGUGCACGGUCUGACAGGCAUCUCCAUGAGAUCUCGACAAACGUAAACGGUCUGACAGUCUACUUGUCAUGGCGUCUUGGUACUAGAAAGGUUGAGAGUUGUUGAAACUGGAGAUUUUUGGAGUUAUUGAAAAGAGAAGGGUGCAAUCGAUGAAUCGUACUCUUGUAGAGAAGAUGGCGGUGUUGCCGUAUAGCAGCGUGCCGCGGACGACGAUGCAGAGUCAGGGCAUGAUCGAGAAGUUCCGUCAUUACCUACUGGAGGACGAUGAUAACUGCCUUGCUGAAGAGCAUUUUUUGCAGCCGGCGAAUAUGGUAGGAUUGAGUGGAGACAUGAGCACGGAGGCAUUCUUCAAGAGCUUGGUCUCUCCGAUGCCGUCUCCCAGGGGUAGGCUCGGCUGCGAGGAGACUAAACCCAUUUCGGCACGUGAUGGGUCGGAGAUCAGUGAGACUAUCGACGCGCAGGAGCUCAGCGAUGGCCAGUCGCAGAGCGUCUUCCGAGAUCAUGAGGGCAAUGUUGACGGAUGGUGUGAUGCUACGCCGUACUCGAAAGUAGACCCCUGCUCAACAGAAAUCGAGCCGUCGUCUCAGGGAACUGAGCCGAGUUCGAUGGCAGGGGGUCGAUCGAGUCCCGCACAGCAAGCGAGUAGCGUCGAUCAGAAGUCGAAGAGUAACGACUCGGUGCCCGUGCAUAAUUCGGAGUCUUCGCCAACUGUGGCCAGAGCACCCAUCCAGAAGCCGCCCAGAUCUCUCAACUACCGAGGCGUCCGGAGACGUCCGUGGGGCAAAUUUGCUGCUGAGAUCCGUGACUCCGCACAAAAUGGCGCCCGUAUCUGGCUCGGCACAUACGACACCGCAUACGAUGCAGCAUGUGCAUACGACCAGGCCGCUUUCGAGAUGCGCGGAUGCAAGGCUCUCUUAAAUUUCCCCCUGAAGGCGAACAUAUACGCAGCCAAUUUGUCCGCCAAAAACUCAAAGGACCACCAUGCCUACGACUCCACGCACCCCGGAUCGCCAGUACGGAUGACGCCGAAGCACAUCCAAGUCCCGGUCUCCAUGUCCGCCGAAAGACUACUCUCCCACCACCAAGGAGAAAGCUUCCCCACAAGCAGCAGCAGCAGUAGCUAUGGGAGCCCAAAUUUCUCUGGCAGCCGGGUGUCGCCGGGUUCAUUGCCCAUGCAAUCCUCGCCAUCGGGUGGAUUAUCUCCUGAGCUUCAGUUUCGGGCAGCCUUGUGGCUGCAGCGCGCCGCGGCAAGCAUUCAAGAAUCCUCCUCGCUGUCACCCUACGUGCAAAUGGCUCAGCUUCUCGGCGCCAGGCAACGCAUUGCAGCAGUCCCAUCUUACUACGACGAAUUCGUUGCCUCCCAGCAAAUUCCCGAUGCGCGAGGCUACCCAUUCUCUCCCCAGGCUGCCAUGGAUUUCCAUGAUGCCUUUGCCCAGCUCCAGAGUGCGACGUCACCCCUGAUGGACCUGCCGGCUGCUACCUCCUUCCGAAGCGGGCUCAAGAGAUCACGCUCUCGGGAGAUGUGGGAAGAGUCUGUGAAACGAACCUGCCACGUUGACCGGUGGCAGCACCAAGUGCCCGUCAGAUUUUACUAAUCCUUGCAUCACAUCCAUUCAUUUAAUGCUAAUUUGAUUCCCCUGGUCUCCAAUUUUUCUGUUUCGGAGAUGGAAAUUUGUCACUUCUGCGGGGAGGCCAUAGAAUUACACAUCCUACAGAAUGUGAGCGUCUGGACAGGAGACUUUAUUGAGUCACUGGAUUCAAGGUCGAAUCAUCUCGUCUGAUAACCUCACCUCAUGAUUCUGCUCCAGAGGCUUAGAGACGACGAUAUUCUAUGGAGGCUUUGGGCAAUUGGUGCGAAAUGACUCGGGAUUUUGGUGUAACCAUCGAGCGUCUGAUCCGGAAGUUCAAUUAGCAGCAAAUCUGUCCUAGUUGGUCAAUUGCUCAGGCUGCAAAUGAACUCAGCGGAGUUCGGAGAGGAAGAGAAUUUCCGGUGAUGAAACGGCGACUGAAGGAUUACAAAAAAAAAAAAAAAAAAAAAAAAAAAAAAUGUGUGAUUGAACAUGAAAAGUACCAUACUUUUUGAGCUGAGAUUAAGGUAAUGGAUGAGGAGUCCAAGGAAACCAAAAGGUUUGGCAUGGACGAGAUUGUGUAGUACUCUGUGGUGUUUUAUUGGCGCAGCCAAUUGUAAAGAUCUACACCAUUUUAAGCUGUAAAAUCGCACAUGGGCUCAUUCGACAAGUUCUGUGUACCACCUCUCAGAAACUUUCCUCAAAAGAUAUCCAUUGUGUGUCGAUUGGCAGGAACCCUUUGAUGGACUACUUCGUGUUCUCCCAUCUGGUACCAUAUUUUGGACAGCAGAUAGAGGUCCCUGAGUCAAAUUUCUAAUGUACAACUGCUUCAGUAAUAAGAGGAAAUUGUAAAUGGA